Molecule: messenger RNA, 321 nt
Organism: Enterobius vermicularis (human pinworm)
Lineage: Eukaryota; Metazoa; Nematoda; Chromadorea; Rhabditida; Oxyuridae
Source: the annotation of a GenBank genome assembly
AUGGACGGUGGUGGGAUGUCUUUGGAAUAUGGCAUACAACGGUAUCCUAUUUGUGGUCCUAUGCAAAUGCCUCCAAGACAAAUUCCGUCUGCUUCGACUACAUGCUCUGCAUUUUCGCCGCCUAACUUUCCUCCAAUCUCACCACUUUUUAUGCCAUCAGAGAUGGCAAGUGGUCCGCAGUAUACCAACGAACGUAUAUCUCGGUGCAUUGCAUCAAACGCUGUCACCGCUUACGCCACGUCGUGCGCUGCUGCUCGUUCUAUUAACAAUCCAUUUGUUGCAUCGCUUCCACCGGGGAUUUCGCAGAAGCGGAUUCAUUAA